Jaculus jaculus (lesser Egyptian jerboa) is the source of this 6358-nucleotide messenger RNA. RefSeq names its product tubulin tyrosine ligase like 7 (gene Ttll7). The transcript has 21 exons. Gene Ontology annotation, biological process: protein polyglutamylation; microtubule cytoskeleton organization. Gene Ontology annotation, molecular function: tubulin-glutamic acid ligase activity; tubulin binding. Lineage: Eukaryota; Metazoa; Chordata; Mammalia; Rodentia; Dipodidae. The record is from RefSeq and is a predicted model, not a curated record. The coding region runs from base 315 to 2981 and encodes 888 amino acids. Gene Ontology annotation, cellular component: cilium.
CCAGUGUACAUUUCCCAACCACGCUGGUGGAACAUCUGCUUGGUAGUCACCACAGGAUUCACAAACACCCAAGAGGCUCGCGCCGCACCUGAUUUUAUUGUCUAACUUUCACGUUGACUUCGCUGAACAAGGAUGCUCAGGUGGUGUAUUAUCCCAUAACUUACAUGCUGUGAAAUCUGAGGACUUGACCAAGAUAAGAUGAUAGAAACUUUCUGUGAUUUGGGGCUGUAUCCUUCUUAGAUGACUGUGGGACUUGGAGGCUUCCUGAGAGCUUGGCUCCCUGUACAUGCUGCUUGCCCUUGGUGCAGGCAAUAAUGCCUUCUCUACCUCAAGAAGGAGUGAUUCAAGGAUCCUCUCCCUUGGAUCUGAGUACAGAGUUGCCUUAUGAAAGCACCAUAAAGAGGAAGGUCAGAAAAAAGAAAAAGAAGGGAAUCAUUACAGCCAAUGUUUCUGGGACAAAGUUUGAAAUUGUUCGUUUGGUAAUAGAUGAAAUGGGCUUUAUGAAGACUGCAGAUGAAGAUGAAACAAGUAACCUCAUAUGGUGUGACUCUGCAGUGCAGCAGGAGAAGAUCUCAGAACUGCAAAAUUACCAGAGGAUCAACCAUUUUCCAGGAAUGGGGGAGAUCUGUAGGAAGGAUUUUCUCGCAAGAAAUAUGACCAAAAUGAUCAAGUCUCGACCUCUGGAUUAUACUUUUAUUCCUCGCACAUGGAUUUUCCCUGCUGAAUAUACUCAAUUCCAAAACUACUUGAAAGAAUUGAAGAAAAAAAGGAAGCAGAAGACAUUUAUAGUAAAACCAGCUAAUGGUGCGAUGGGUCAUGGAAUUUCUUUGAUAAGAAAUGGUGAUAAGCUUCCAUCUCAGGAUCAUUUGAUAGUUCAAGAAUACAUUGAAAAGCCUUUCCUAAUGGAAGGUUACAAGUUUGAUUUACGGAUUUAUAUUCUGGUAACAUCAUGUGAUCCACUAAAAAUCUUUCUCUACCAUGAUGGACUUGUGCGAAUGGGGACAGAGAAGUACAUCCCACCCAAUGAAUCCAAUUUGACCCAGCUGUACAUGCACCUGACGAACUACUCUGUGAACAAGCACAACGAGCGAUUUGAGCGUGAUGAAACCGAGGACAAAGGCAGCAAGCGUUCCAUCAAGUGGUUUACAGAAUUCCUCCAUGCCCAUCAACAUGAUGUUGCCAAGUUCUGGAAUGAUAUUUCAGAAUUGGUGGUGAAGACUCUGAUUGUAGCUGAACCUCAUGUCCUGCAUGCAUAUCGAAUGUGCAGGCCCGGUCAGCCUCCAGGGAGCGAUAGCGUCUGCUUCGAGGUGCUGGGGUUCGACAUUUUGUUGGACAGAAAACUAAAGCCAUGGCUUCUGGAGAUUAAUAGAGCCCCGAGCUUUGGAACUGACCAGAAAAUAGACUACGAUGUCAAAAGGGGCGUGCUGCUGAAUGCACUGAAGCUGCUGAACAUCAGGACUAGUGAUAAAAGGAAAAACUUGGCUAAGCAGAAAGCCGAGGCUCAAAGGAGGCUGUAUGGUCAGAAUUCAGUAAGAAGGCUCCUGCCAGGUUCCUCAGACUCAGAACAGCAGAGACACCAGCUCGAGAGACGAAAAGAAGAGCUGAAGGAGAGACUCAUUCAACUACGAAAGCAGAUUUCACGAGAGGAACACGAAAACCGACAUAUGGGGAAUUAUAGACGAAUUUAUCCUCCUGAUGAUAAAACACUACUUGAAAAGUAUGAAAAUUUGUUAGCUGUUGCCUUUCAGACCUUCCUUUCAGGCAGAGCAGCUUCGUUGCAGCGAGACCUGAACAAUCCUUUGAAAAGGAUGAAGGAGGAAGAUAUUUUGGACCUUCUGGAACAAUGUGAAAUUGAUGAUGAAAAGUUGAUGGGAAAAGCAGCCAGAGUUCGAGGACCAAAGCCACUCAGCUGCAUGCCCGAGAGCACGGAGUCGCUAAGGAGGCAGAAAUACUGCAGCAGCGACAGCAGCUACGAAAGCAGCUGCUGCUCUUCCGAGUCUGACGAGAAUGACAAGGAAGCAUGUCACAAUAAGAAAAGAGAAAAGCCAGUUGCAUUUAAUGUUAAGCAUUCCAAUCCCUGCAAACUGAUUCAGCAAUCCAAUUCCAUGAGGCGUUCAGUCAGCUGCCCUCGGUCCAUCUCUGCUCAUGUACCUUCCAGUGGGGACACGCGUCCUUUCUCUUCUCAACAAGUGAUACCAUUAGCAAGACCUACUUCAGCUUCUCGGUCCCAUUCCUUAAACCGUGCUUCCUCCUACCUGAGACAUCUGCCUCACAGUAAUGACAUCAGCUCCACCAGCUCUCCUGUGGUGAGUGAGUCUUUGCGGCAACUGCAAACAAAAGAACAGGAAGAUGAUCUAACGAGUCAGACCCUGUUUGUCCUCAAAGACAUGAAGAUCCGCUUUCCAGGAAAAACAGAAGCAGAAUCAGAACUUCUCAUAGAAGAUAUCAUCGAUAACUGGAAGCAUCAUAAAUCAAAAGUGGCUUCGUAUUGGCUCAUCAAAUUGGAUUCUGCAAAACAACGGAAAGUUCUGGACAUAGUAAAAUCCAGUAUCCGCACAGUUCUCCCGCGCAUCUGGAGGAUACCUGAUGUGGAGGAAAUAAGUUUAUAUCGGAUAUUCAACCGAGUGUUUAAUCGCUUGCUCUGGAGUCGUGGCCAAGGAUUAUGGAGUUGUUUUUGUGAUUCAGGAUCCUCGUGGGAGAGCAUAUUCAGUAAAAGCCCGGAGGUGGUCACUUCUUUGCAACUGCAGUGUUGCCAGCGUCUGGUGGAGCUCUGCAAGCAGGUUCUCCUUGUGGUGUACAAGUACACAGCCGACUCCCGGGGGCCACUUACAGGUCCUGGGCCUGACUGGAGAAGCCCCAGGUAUUUACUACCAGGAAGUACCCAGUUCUUCAUGAGAUCACCAUUGUACAGCACGAAAUACAAUUCACUUGGAUUGACUCGCUCCAGUGUUUUGUUUACAUCCCGAUAUGGCCAUUUGUGAACCGAAGGGAAAAUGCCAUGGGUUAUGCAUAAUAGCAAUUCACUUAUUUCCUCAAGUUGAACAUGCAAAGAAAGUGACCAUUAAGGCUGUUUUAUGUAUAUAUGUCAUAUAAACAUAUGAAGAUAGAUGCACACAUACAUUCAAAUAAUAUAUAUAUAUUUAUUAUAAUAUAUAAAAUAAUUAGCAUAAGACUGAAUUUAAAACUUAACCUUUCUGGAAAUGUAAUAAACCAUGUUAAAAUUGUUUACACAAAUAUGUGAAUGUGUAGAAUUUGCUAGGUUUAUAAAUUAAUUCCUUCCUACUAGAAAUGUUAUUUUUGCUGCAGAAUAUAUAUAAAAAAGGAAUUGAUCUUGAAGAUCCCAUUACAGUGUUGUUCUUUUCUAGAUAACAUGGCUUUUGAUUUGAGAAAGCUCUUAAUAGUAUCAUAUAAAGUUUCUUCCUUGUGGCAGCCGUUUAAAAGUGAAACACAAAAGAUUUACAAGCUGGGGUGGCUUGAUGAUAAGAUUAGUGAUGAAAAACAAGUUUAUCAUUGCCAUAGCGUACUAUCAAGAACUAGAAAAUAGCCCAGGCUAACCUUCCAGCAUUUUUAUUCUUCUAUGGGCAAAUUUAGCUUCUUGUAGUAAUGUACAUUUUCACCAAGGAUCAUAUUAUAUCUAAAAUGAGAUACAAACCAGUGGGUUAAGAAUACAAUGUAAAGUAGCUUUUAUUUCUACCUUUCAUAAGGAAUCACAUAAAAGAACAAAAAUUAUGAUAACAGCAGCAUCUUUAUACAUGACUUUUUGUGUCUUAUAGUACGUUUUGCUUGGAAAGUCUAUGAUGGCUUUCAGUCUCUCAAUGUUGAGACCAAUUUACAAAGUCUAGUAACUGUCUCUCACUGCACACUAGAAAAUAAUAUCAAUAAUUAUGACUAGAAGAUUCCAUUGAUCACAUAUUACUAGUUACUGAUGUGUCCUUGAGGGAUUCUUUUAAGUCAAAGUACAGUCCACAGUUGCCUUGCUAUCCAGAGCUAUUGUGCCAGGCUUCCAAGCAACUUACUCCCUUCUGCCUACAGCUUCACAACCAGUGCAUGAGCAUUCGGUUUUCCAUAAAAACAUAGCUAAGCCCUAUCGUUGACUGAACUCAAAAGUGAAACACUGUGCCGGGCGUGGUGGUGCAUGCCUUUAAUCCCCGCACUCGGGAGGCAGAGGUGGGGGGAUCGCCGUGAGUUCGAGGCCACCUGAGACUCCAUAGUGAAUUCCAGGUCAGCCUGAGCCAGAGUGAGAUCCUACCUCGAAAAACAAAACAAAACAAAACAAAACAAAACAAACAAAAAAAAAAAAAGUGAAACACUCACCUAAAUUUCCCUCCAGUGACUUUUUACCAUGGAUGUUCACUGUUUGCAAAACUCUUGCAUGUUUUAUCUCCUUUCGUGUCCUAAAAGGUAUUUCCAGUAAAUCAAGAAAUGACCCCGGGACAGAUUUGUCAGGUGGCACCCCAAAGUUGUAAGCUAGAUGUAUUUUGCUCUUAAAACCAUCCUCUGAAGUUUUUUUUUUUUUUUUUUUUUGUUGUUGUUGUUGUUGACUGAAAUGCCCAUUUCUUACUUAAUUACUGCAAGUGACUUGACUCUUGUUGGCUGCCUGCAUGGAAUGGUGGAGAUCUUUUCUUACUGGGUGCAUCCCAAGUAAUUUUUUUUGGAGUAUAAUAAGGCUAUCAGGAUGAGGGAAAUUAGGUGUUUAGGAGAAAGUUUGUGAAUGCUUAAAUAUAUUAUAGAUUUUUAGAAUAAAUGGUGCAAAAAUUUGGAUGCUACAAAAUCCAUAUAAGAAUAAUCAACAAAUCAAUCGUUUUGUGGAGUAUUUGUAGUUAUGUUUCUUCUACAUUCAUGACUUGGUCCUGGAGACAUGACUUAAAUAGAAAGUGAUACCAACCCACUUUGCUGGUCAUGCAUUUUCUUUAGCUUAAGUCACAAGUGAUUAUUUAAUUUUCUAGAAUAUAUGUUUUGAAAUAUCUGUCUUUAGUUGUUAAAGAAUGAAAUUUUCAUUUAAAAACCAAAAUAAUAAUGUCCCUCAUUAGGUUCUCAGCAGACGGACAAACACACACAAAAUCAUAAGCUAAGAAUAAAUUUACAUGCAUAAAGCUGCCAACUCUUUGGUGAACAAGUGUCACUAGCUUCUCAAGUCUGGCCUUAUUUUGAGCACUAGAAUUUCAUUGCCCACACUUGCCAAUUUCUCCUGGUCUGGUUGGAUGUGAUGUAGCGGUGUAGGAAGCCAGGUGCUCAUUAUUGAUGUAUGGUACCCAGUGUGCUUUGGCCUGUGGCUGUUGUGAGGCCAUUCCCUAUUGAGCAGUUAUGAGAAGACAUGAUAAUCAACUGUGGAAAUCUCAUGAGGCCAUAGACAGAUUUUAGAAGCAUAAAAUAGUCCUUAGGCUUUUUUUUUUUUUAACUUUAAACUUUUUAUUCACAGGGCUAAAACAUAUUCACACAAGUAGAGUAUAAGUCUCUGUUAUGUGAGGAAAAAUAUCUGAAAGAGUCUGGAAGCUCUUCACUCUCACAUGGGGCUUUUAAAAGGGACUUUAGGUUACGUACAAGGCAAGCCUAUUUUCAUUGUUCUAGAAGGUCAAGGCUCCGAAUCACUUGAUAAAGUGUUUCCCAGAACUAAGAGAUGGGGUUGAUUUUAUAAAUUGUCUAAGAAACAAAUUUUCUUUUUGUUUUAGAUCAUCACCUAUAAACAUAAUUUAAGGCUGCAAAUUUAGUUUUCAUGGGAAAAAGCCUGCCAUGUGGAUUAGCUACAGUUUGCUUUAGAGAAUCUGUUGAAGGUCCUAUUAUAAGUCAUACUUUAAUUUUGACAGCAACAAAUUUUAUUUGUUAACUUUUCAUUUAUCUUGAAGAUAUAAAUGCCCUAACUGGGUCAAUAAGGAAAUGACAUUUCACCUCGGUGCAGUUCAUAGUUAAUAUACUAAUAUUCUCUCUCUGGUUCUCUACAAGAUGCAAAGAUCUUCCACGUAUCUAAAUGAGGUCUAAAUAUGCAAGUUUACAUUAUUCCUAUUCCCCAGGAUUAAAACAAAACACACACCCCUUUCUUUUUACCUAAUGCCUAGGCACAAAUAACAAAUAAAACAUUUCAUUUUAGUUUAGCUUGAAAAGUAGAUGAGAGUAGGAUUUUAUCAAACUUAACAUUUCAUAUUUUAAUAUAAAUUAACUCACUGCUUUCUCCUUUAAAAUUUAAGUCAUUCUGUGUAAAAACUGUCUUAAAAUCUACACAUAUGCAUUAUACAUUCUUUGCAAAAGUACCAAAAAGGGCAUACAUUUAUUUAUCAGAAAAUCCCUAAUUGGUUCUUACAUGUAUUUUCUUUAACAAGGCAUUAAUAAAUGCCUCAAGAGUGACAGAAAAUAUUUUCUUUUU